This is a messenger RNA of Dibothriocephalus latus, 429 nucleotides long. Lineage: Eukaryota; Metazoa; Platyhelminthes; Cestoda; Diphyllobothriidea; Diphyllobothriidae. The record is from the annotation of a GenBank genome assembly.
CACUACCAAAGAUACCUGUGCUAUCGCCUUAUAUUCCGAUCGUCUGCUCUUCUCGACAUGGAGGAGUCGGCAAUAAACCAGUUAAAUAAGGUCUGCGGCUACGAGUUCACAAGCAAAUUCCAGCGCAUGUUCAAUGACAUCCAGUUGGCGCCAGACCUGAAUUCCAAUUUCCAGCGCCACCUCAGUGAACAUGGCCUCCAGUUCCGGUUCACACCGCACUUUGAUGUCUUAACACUCAGCGCAUGGCCCAUCUCCCUAAAGAAUGCCACCGAAUUCAGUCUGCCCUCGGAUCUCCUCUCUGUGAACACGCAUUUCGAGGAGUUCUACAGGGCGGCUUACAAUGGUCGUCGUCUGCGCUGGGCGCAGUCUCACUCCACAGCUGAGUUGCGCUGUUGCUACACCGACAAACCCUACAUCAUCAGCCUCUCC